AUUGAACACAUUUUGCAGGGAGUGUCUUACUGAGAUUUUCACUGGUGUCAGCUGCAGUGGUUGACUGUGACCGUGUUUAGGCUGUCUUUGCUGCGUUUUUUUGUUUUGUUUUUUUUUUUUUUUUUUCACAGAAAAAUGGCAGAAUACAAUAUUUCAUGGGUUGAGGAUCCAGUUGAGGAACUCAAAAAGAGAAAACUACAGACUACUCGUCCUGUUUGGUGUGAGUGUGAUGUCUGUACUUGGGAUACAAACAAAGCCAUCAAGUCUUGUCUGGUGUGUCGGAUCUCUUUUUGCCAAAAUCACCUCAAAGAACAUGACUGUUUCUUUCAAAGACACAGUAAGACAGAUGUCACAGGGCAACUGCAGGAGAUGAUCUGCUCUCAACAUGAUAAACCGCUGGAAUACUUUUGUAAUACUGACCAGCAGUAUAUCUGUUAUCUGUGUAUAAUGGACGAGCACAAAAACCAUGAGAUUGUAUCAGCUGCAGCAGAGAGGAGUGAGAAACUGAGACAAUUCCAAGAUAUCCAGGACAAAAAGAAGGGGGUUAUGCGUUUUAAACCAGCUGCAGCUGACGUGAGUUUCCGGCCUCUCAUUUUUUCUUUUGGACCAGACUCACUGAGCACCACUGUCAGUUAUCCCCUCUCUUCUGAUGCACAAGCAUCUGCCUCUCAGCCAAAAGAGAAACUAGAUAGAUGGCAAAUAGAGAAGAUAUAUGGAAUGGAUUGGAGCAGCAAGAAUCAGUACAGGAAGACAGUCAUUGACAGAUGCAAGUUUGUGACCGAGUAUAACCCUCCAUCUGAUGAAUGUGUGGAACUGGCUGCCCGUUACACUGAACCAGUGAUCAUUCAGAGGAGCAAAGAGCAGAAUGAGAAAUACUACCAUGAACAUGUGAAGUCUGCUCACGCUUCUGGAACAAAAACAUUGUCUCAACUGUUAUCAAAUGACAAGAAUCUCAGCAUCAGAAUAGACCAGCUGUUCAGUCCUGACAGUGAUGGAAACACACCGAAAACUGUUAUUCUCAGUGGUGAUUCUGGAAGAGGUAAAUCCUUCACGUUACAGAAGAUCAUGUUGGACUGGGCUUCUGGAGAACUUUACUCUGAAAACUUUGAUGUAGUUUUUCUGUUGAAGUGUGAAGAGUUGAAGUGUAUUUCUGAUGUGAAAAGCUUGAUUGAUCUCUUGAGCUGCAGUAGCAGUUUAACAUCAGAUCAGAUUUCAAAGAUAUUGCAGUUAACACCAGAGAAAGUCCUCUUCCUCAUUGAUGGAAUGGAUGAGUAUGUAUCUUGUUCACGCAUUCAUUUCAUACCACACACUAAUCCAUCCAAGAGAGCAUCAUCUAUGGUUAUUCUUAGGAACCUGUUGAGGGGUGUUCUGCUACCUGAAUCAUUCAUGCUUGUAACUAUGAGAUCUAUAGCUGAUGAUACAGUGAUGAAUCUCAUUGAGGGACCUCAGCGUUUCACUGAGAUCAUGGGUUUCUCUGAGAGAGGGGUGCAGGAGUACUUCCACAAGUUCUUUCAGGAUGAGCAACUCUUUAAGAAAACAUAUGAGAGUGUGAAGAAAAAUGAAGGCCUCCUGACUGCUUGCUCUGUGCCUUUGCUGUGUUGGAUGGUCUGUUUUUGUCUGAAGAAAUACUCAACUGAUAGUCAGGUUAUGGUGAAAAAACUACAGACAACCACCUCCAUAUAUGUGCACUUUGUGUCUGCUCUGCUGGAGCAUCAUGAUCAGAGUCAGUCUGUCCUCACCAUGCUGAGGAAUCUGGGUCAGCUGGCAGAGAGAGGAAUACAAAAUCAGCAAGUCUUUUUUAAUAAAAAGGAUGUGGCAGAGACUGGCUUAGUUGCCACCAAGUGUCUGUUCUUGUAUAAAGAAUAUGUUAAUGGAAAACCAGAACCAGUUGUCAAGUUCAUGCACUUCAGCUUUCAGUGGUUUUUCGCUGCUCUUUGGGUCCUGCUUGAUGAAGAAGUGUCUUGGUGGAAAGUCAGUGAGCUGUUGAACUUGAUGGGCUCAGCUAUAGUUGAAUGCCUAUCUCUUGAAAGAAGAUCAAAUCCCAUCCCAUCAGUUUUGCUGUUCUUCUAUGGUCUCUUAAAUGAGGAGGUGAUCAGCUCACUUUUUAAAACAGUCAAAUUAACUGUCUCUAACACCAUAAAACUGAGGAAAAGAACACUGAAGAAAACACUGAAGCAAAGAAUUCUUACAAUGACAACAUGGCAUAGAUGUGAACUAUAUGUUCUCCACUGUCUGUAUGAGCUCCAAAAUGUGGGGUUUGAAAGGAAAGUUCUGGAAGCUCACAGCUUCAUGGAUCUGUCCAACAUUUCCCUGAGGAGCACAGACUGUUGGGUGCUGCAGUACUGUCUUCAGUGCUGUCCACACAUCAGAGAACUGAACCUCAUGUACUGUGAUUUAACAGCUGAUAAACUCAAGAUUCUUCAGCCAGCACUCUGUAUGUGUGAGACUCUGAGGUUGUCAGUGAAAAACCUUCCAGAAGUUGGAGAUUUCAUCCAGAUUCUUGGUGAAUCAAAAAUCUUGAAAAAACUGAAAGUUCAAGAAGAUGAAUACAGCGCUGAGAGUCCCAGAUGGACACUUGACCUGUCAGUCACUCCUGGAGAAAUCUUGUUGACUUUGAGUUCCUCAGAGAAGAACAGAACCUUUUCACAUACUGAGACGAUGCAUUUUCACAGUUUCACUAGACUUAAAGCUAUAGGCCCAACCAUGAUGAUGUUCGCUUCUGAGAACCCUGGAAGUGUGAAAAGGGUCCAUGCAUCAUUUCCAGCAGUCUUAAACAUCAGUCUUACAUGUUCACACUCAGAGAUAUCCAGCACUGACUGGACACUCUUCUUACAGAGAAUCAGCAAUGCAGGAAAAUUAGCACAAGACUCUUCAGCUCUUGAGGAUCAUAUCAGUUUGCUGCUGUCUUCAUUUCACUCAGUGGGUUUGAAGAAGUUGGAUCUGAAGGUGUUCAGUCUGAAUGAGAGCUGGGCUUCUGGGAUCAUUUCCCUCGUCCAGACCUGCACCAGUCUACAGGAGCUCAGUGUCAGUGUCACUGGAUUGCUGCUGAAAGAGGGACUUGAGUUACUGCAAAAAUCACUGACGGAUCCACACUGCACUGUGACCAUUGAAGGGAGGAAGUGCUGUAAACCCACUGACCAAUGCACAGAAGAGGACUGGAGUCAGAGCUGUAAUAAGAAAGUGGAGAUUCACUUCAAACCAAAGGUUUUGGAGGAGCUGGAAGAGCUGAACAUCUCUGACUAUGAACAGUCUGGUCUGGAUCUUCACUGUCAGUCUUGUGUUCACAUUGUUGAUAGUGAUCAGUGGGUUCAGGUGGAGCCGUCAGUCUGUACAGAUGAAGGAGGGUCAAAGUUCAGGAUCAGCACUCAGGCGGGUCGAUUCGAGUGCAGCAGGACCAGAAUGCGAUGGGUCUGUUCUGGUGACGUCACUCUCCAGUACUGUGCAGUAGAUGGACGUUUCCUCAGUGCAGAGCUGGAGAGGCUUCAGUGUGAGAGAAUUGGUCCAGUGAUUGAUGUGAUCGUGAUCUCAGGGAAACUGGAGGAGGCUCAUCUGCCUCAUUACGCCUGUUUAGCAGAGUCUGACCCCUCUCUCACAGAUACUGUGAAGCUCCUGAACAAAAGAGAUGAAGGAAUAUCUUUACAAUCUGUAGAGUUGACCCGUUAUCAUGCUAAAAUACUCCAACCAUCCUUCUCUCUUAUAACUCUAAUUAUAAGCCUGUUCACACAGUGGGAAGAACACUGUGACCUUCUUAUCUACAUGCACUGUAAAGAUCCUCUCAUUCUUCAUAUCUACUUUUUUCCAAUGAAUGACACUUGUUCAAAAGAAUAUGUUGAGCAGAAUGAAAAAUCUGAUCAUCGGAUCUCUCAUCCCAGACCUAACGGACCAUUUCAGAUGAAAACGGCGCACAUUCUUGAGGUUCCUGGUGCUUCUGUGCUUCCUGAAGAGGGGAUUUCAUUUAGAACAGAUGUUGAUCCAAACUUCUUCGAGAUCAUGCAACGUCAGUAUGGUGAUGUACCUUUGAAUCUUGUCAGAGUGAAGGACAAUACAUCCGUUUGGAUUUCCACAAUAUGGAAAGCCAAAUUUGACAGGUUAAUUCAAAGGUUAACCUCACAAAUAAACAACAACAAACAUGAAGAAGAGAAGCAGAAGCCAUCCGAAGAGGCCCAGUUUGUGGAUAGGAACCGGGCAGCGCUUAUUCAAAGGGUUAAGGUUGUGAUGGCAAUAGCAGAUGAGUUAAAAAAUAAAGACAUGAUACAUGAUGAAACAUAUUUAGAGAUCAGAGCAGAAGGAACCAACCAGGGCAAAAUGAGAAAGCUGUUUGAAGCACUGCAUUCUGGAGGAGACAGAGUGAAAAAUGACUUUUAUUAUGCGCUGAAACAUCAUGAAAAAUUCCUCUUCAAAGACCUGGGUGGUGUGACAACUAAAAAAAAAAAAUGAGGUGGACGAGCAGAAGGACAGCCAGCUAAAAUGAUUUGAACAGUGAGUGUCAAUUGCAUGUUAUCUACUGUAUUAAAAUAUAUGUCAAACACUUGUGCUCUGAAAUCAAACAGUAACCACCUUUGUGAGCACACUUUUUAUGCUCAACAGAUUGUGGUGCAGAAAUUUACAUUAAUGCAUGACAAUCAAGUGUAUUUUUGAUAUGAAAGUGCAAGAAGAAGACCCCUGCAACCAAGACACGGAAACAAACAUGACCUGGAGAAAAGAGGGAAGAUGAAGCCACCUGAACAUAAAACAAUCUUAUAAAUGCAGAGGAACAUUUUACAAAUUACAAUUGUAAUUUACUCACUCUCAUGCCAAUGAAAAACCAUAUUAUUUUUUUCUUUCAUGAAACCAAAGGAGAAAUUUAUCAGAACAUGUUGACUUUGUCCUACAGCAUACACUUUUAUACAUUUUACAAAUGUAUAAAAGGGACCUUUUUUUUUUUUUUUUUUUUUUUUUUUACUUUUGUGUUCCAUGGAAGAAAACAUCCUGGUUUUAAUUUUUAGGUGAACAUUUUUAAGCCAUACACAUUUUAUGCUGUUUUAAUGCCAAAAGCCCAACAUUUUAUAUAUUGAAGAAAAAUUGUGUAGGAAUUACAAAGAAAUGAAAAGAAACACAUUGAAUUAACAUGAAAUUGAGAAGAAGAAAGACUGUAAGGUAUUUGCUUGUAAAACGUACUCCAAUAAUCUUUUUUAAUUUACAGCUUCAAAAAUAUUUUUUUUACAGUAUGUAAUCAUCUAUAGAUAUUAAACCUUUUAUUUUUCUUCCAUAUUUUUAUUUUUUUAUUAUUAUAAAUAUAUUUAUAUUAACAAAAAGAUAAUGAAUAAAAAACUUGAUCAAAUGAUCUUUUACAGAGCUUGCAAAGCAGUACUUUUAUAUUUGCAAACAUUAUGGUUUGUUCUAAAAUACUGGGUAUUUGGGUACAUUCAAACACCUGCUGUUAACAAGUAGAAUCACUGAAGGAAAGAGAAACAACAAAAAUGGAGGUGUCCAAUACAAAGCCACUUUGGGUAUCCUUUCCUGAGACAUCCUUAGUACAUGUCCAAGCCAUCUUAUCUUGAUCUCCUGAGAUAUGUUCUUGGAUUUUAUCUUUUUGUAUAGGUUGACAUUAUAGAUGGUAUUGGGCCAUUAGACGUUGCAGUUAUGCAACUCUUAUGGAAGGUCUCUACCUUGCUCAUCUCUACUUUCACUAUUCUCCAACAUUUAGAGCUGAUUUAACAUUGCUGUUGUAAAGCUUGAUCUUUGUUCUGAGGCUUAGCUGUUUAGACUUCCAGAUGGUUCUGAGCCUGCUAAAAGCUCCUCUUGCUUUAUUUAUUUGGGCCUUGAUGUCUUUUUGGGCUCCAUUAUCAGUGCUAAUAAUGCUGCUAAGAUACGUGAAAUCAUUCACAUCCUCGAUUGGCUCUCCCUCAAUUGUAACUGGAUCAGAGACAGGAGCAUUGAUAUGCAUGGCCUGCGUUUAUGUGUAAGCUGGUCUGUUUAGCAUAUCUGCUCAGUCUAUCUGACUUUUCCUAAAUGUGAGUGUGUGUGGCUGAUAUUAACACCAGAUCAUCAGCAAAGUCAAGGUCUUCCAAAUGAGAAAAGAGAGUCCAUUGAAUGCUAAGGACAUCGUUGGAUGCCGUUUGACGCAUAACCCAGGUAAUAGCCACUUUUCCACUGUCAGGCCAGUCCGAGUCAGGGCUUUUUUGCCUAGGACCUGUAGCACAGAGCCCAAAAAUCAUCCGUGGCGCUGCCAUCUCCAUACUCAGAUAAACUCUGCCUUUGUUCGUAACCCCUCCUCAAGUUCAAGCUGGCCCACUUUGGACCAAGCUAUUCGGCAGGCCAAAAACCCCUGGCCAUUGGCCCUGAGGAAGCCCCAACGAGGUCUGAUCAAGCCCCGGAAGUGUCAGUGGAAAUGUCACUGGCCCUGGCACGCACUAGCACGCCCGUUUUAGGCCAGACAAUGGAAACACAGUUAAUGGUGAUAACUUAAUAUGAAGUACAACAUUAAAUCCUUCAGCAGAAGACGAUUAAACAACUCCACAAACAGCUUUACCAGCUUCAAAUAUUGCUAACCAGUUGAAUUUAUUUAUUUUAAACAUACAAAAGUUCUUACUGAGAUAAACAAAGGUUUAAAUGUUGAUGUUUGGUUAAAAUAAGUUUUGUUAUGUCACCAUGAUGUUGAUCGGUGUUUGCUUUAGUUUUGCUCUUGAAUCUUGACUUUUGCAAGUGUUUUCAGUGAACAUUUGUGCAUUGCUUGAUAAAGUUGAAAAAGCAGACUGGUGUAUUUGUUUUAAUGACUAUUAAAUGACUGCUUUUCUGUAGUUUUAUGUAAAAAUUUCAGCUGUUGUGAUAGACAGAGCACUUGCAGCACUAAGGAGAUCUGUGUGAUGAAAAACCUACAACCUACUAAAUGUUGCGACACACUUAGACAUCAAACACUCAUUAUGCAAACCUCAACAAUGGUGACAAUCAAAAAAUAUUCAAAUCUAAUUAUUAAAAGAAUUCAGCUGCAUAAGUUAUUCAUGCUUCAAUGCAUGCUGGGAGCCAUGAAUGAGUUUUGUGUGCUGGCAUGUAGCACACUUAUGAUCAGUGAGACUUCAGAUAUAGACAGUGAACCACUCCACAAUGACAUGAAUUAACAGGCAACAUCACCUGAAGUUAUUCUGUCUCAGCUUCCUCUGACAUACUAUUAAAGCAUCCAGAGAAAAACAAACUAAAUCAUCAAGAUUCAAGAGCCCAACAGAAAAUACUGAUCUUAGUGAAUUCAAAUGUUUGUUCAAAAUAUGCAAAACCAUACCAAUAAAAGAAACGAGCAACAGGCUUUCAACUUAAUCAUUCAAUGAAAAACCAGAUAAACAGACAAGGAAAUCAAAAAAGCAGGCAGCCCGGGACAAAAACAAACAAAACUAAAACAGACAAACCAAACAUAACUCUGAGGCAUGGGCUAUAUGCACAUUUACUAUCAUUCAUUUUUUAUAUAUAUAUAUUCAUGUACAGCGCUCCAUCAGGAAGACUCCCUGUGCUACAGAUGGCCAGUACAUACAGCAUUAACCAGUUAAACAUGUCACUGGACACACCCAUUUUGCACACGUCGGAGAACCAGGAAACAUUUUCAACUUCUCAGUAGAGAGAGAAACUCAAGUGUUGUUGAGCUGUUUUAUGUCUCUUUGUGUAAAAUGUGAAAUGGCAGAAGCUGGUAUUUCUUGAGAUCCAUUACUGAACAUCCAGCA
Messenger RNA from Megalobrama amblycephala (Wuchang bream), 7688 nucleotides. RefSeq names its product NACHT, LRR and PYD domains-containing protein 1 homolog. The transcript has 15 exons. NCBI's taxonomy places the organism in Eukaryota, Metazoa, Chordata, Actinopteri, Cypriniformes, Xenocyprididae. Gene Ontology annotation, molecular function: zinc ion binding. Gene Ontology annotation, cellular component: cytoplasm. The coding region runs from base 136 to 4437 and encodes 1433 amino acids. Gene Ontology annotation, biological process: innate immune response; inflammatory response; regulation of apoptotic process. The record is from RefSeq and is a predicted model, not a curated record.